CAAAUUUACGUAACGGAAAAUGGGAACGUGGAAAAUUUGCGUCGCCCAACGUGAGAUAAGAAAUGAGCAAAGGAGACGAUUGCUGUCUAUAGAAAGAUGAAAUCUACAAUUCAAGGCAAGUCGGGACAUGAGGACGAAAGAUUUGACAAAGUCGAUUCAAGUGGGGAGAGUGUUUAUAAAUAGCACGAGGUGGCCUGUUCAAGUGAAAGAAAGAACAUUUACAACAGGCAAAACAGAGCCAACUUGUGGUAUUCAUCAACUAUCCUUUUUUAAGAGGGACUAUUGUAGUGUUGAAGGAAAUCAUAUUAUAAGGAACUAUAAUAAAAUAACAAACAAGCAAGAUUGGAAGAAUAAGUUUGGUAAAUACGGAGGAAGAAGAGAAAUGAGCAAAAUGGCGAAUCAAGAAUGGAUGAGCAAGAUUCAAGAUACAGAGCUGUUUGACCUGAAAGAGCAACCAGCACGGAGCUUUAUUGGAGGGAAGUGGGUGGCCGCAUCAUCUGGCAAAGUAUUCGACGUUGAAGACCCGGGACAUAACCGAGUGAUUGCCUCGGUAACGGAUUUGGCAGUGGAAGAGACUCGUGAGGCGAUUGAGAUUGCGCAUCGAGCAUUUCAAAGUUAUCGGCAUAGCUCUGUACGUGAGCGGGCAGCCUUAUUACGCCGUUGGUAUGACUUGAUGCUGGAAAACGCAGAUGACUUGGCAACAAUGAUGACACUCGAAAACGGUAAAUCGCUUUCUGAUUCGAAAGGCGAAGUAAUCUAUGCGGCGAAUUUUCUCGACUGGUUUGCAGGCGAAGCUCUUCGUAUCAACGGUGACUCUCAUAUGGCUUCAGCACCCAAUAACCGCAUUUUGACAGUCAAACAACCGGUUGGCGUCGUUGGCAUCAUUACUCCAUGGAACUUUCCUGCUGCCAUGAUUACUCGUAAGGUGGGUGCUGCAUUGGCUGCCGGUUGCACGAUGGUCAUUCGUCCAGCCGCAGAGACCCCCUUUUCCGCUAUCGCACUUGCCAAACUCGCAGAACGCGCUGGUGUACCUGCAGGUGUCUUGAACAUGAUUACUUCUGACUCAGCAGCUGAGCACGGCCUCGAGUUGACCACCAAUCCCCUCGUCCGUAAAGUCUCGUUCACCGGUUCCACCAAUGUUGGCAAGCUUCUCGCUAAUCAAUCCUCAUCCACACUUAAAAAGCUCUCUCUUGAGCUAGGUGGUAAUGCUCCUUUUAUCGUAUUUGAAGACGCCGACUUGCAAAAAGCUGCUGAUGCUUUGAUUGCCUGUAAAUUCCGAGGCAGUGGACAGACCUGUGUAUGCGCGAAUCGUAUCUUUGUUCAUUCUAAUGUUUAUACACCAUUUGUUCAACUCGUGUAUGACCGCGUCUCUCAAUUCCGCCUCGGUUACGGUCUUGACGAAGGCAUAACUCACGGUCCCCUUGUCAGUCGUAAGGCCGUACAUAAGGUUCAGGAACAUGUCAAUGAUGCUCUCAAUAAAGGUGCUACUGCACUCACAGGUGGCUCCGUCGCUUCUGAAUUGGGUCCUUGUUAUUUCCACCCUACCGUUCUCGUCGGUGCCAAGCAAAACAUGCUCAUUGCUCAGGAAGAGACCUUUGGUCCUGUUUGUGCUCUCUUUGAAUUUUCCACUGAAGAAGAGGUACUUAAGCUUGCCAACAGUACGCCCGUCGGCUUGGCUGGCUACUUGUUUUCCAAAGAUAUCUCUCGCAUCUUUCGUGUUGCCGAAGCCCUUGAGGUUGGUAUGGUUGGCUGCAACACAGGCGUUGUCUCUGAUGUACUUUCUCCUUUCGGAGGUGUCAAGGAAAGCGGGUACGGUCGUGAAGGUAGCCAUCAUGGCAUUUCUGAGUACUUGGACAUUAAAUCUUUGACUAUCUCUAUCGACUAAAGGGAUUAUCGUGGAUAGUUGGUUUUGGUAUUUGUGCCUUGUUUUUAUGAAAUUUAUCCUAUUUAGUUUCUUAUGAUGCGUGUUCACUGUUUAUUAAAAAAGAGUGUUUAAAUUAUCAAUAUUUUAAUAUCAUUAUGUUUUUUCCAAUA
This is a messenger RNA of Schizosaccharomyces cryophilus OY26, 2034 nucleotides long. Its product is annotated as succinate-semialdehyde dehydrogenase. Lineage: Eukaryota; Fungi; Ascomycota; Schizosaccharomycetes; Schizosaccharomycetales; Schizosaccharomycetaceae. Gene Ontology annotation, biological process: GABA catabolic process. The transcript has a single exon. Gene Ontology annotation, molecular function: succinate-semialdehyde dehydrogenase (NAD+) activity. The coding region runs from base 128 to 1885 and encodes 585 amino acids. The record is from RefSeq and is a predicted model, not a curated record.